This is a messenger RNA of Hemiscyllium ocellatum (epaulette shark), 1384 nucleotides long. RefSeq lists its product as uncharacterized. NCBI's taxonomy places the organism in Eukaryota, Metazoa, Chordata, Chondrichthyes, Orectolobiformes, Hemiscylliidae. The record is from RefSeq and is a predicted model, not a curated record. The coding region runs from base 339 to 1145 and encodes 268 amino acids. Gene Ontology annotation, molecular function: oxidoreductase activity. The transcript is spliced from 8 exons.
CACUGUCCCCACCCCCCUGAGGGGGUCAGUACACUGACAUCACACUGUCCCCAUCCCCCUGAGGGGGUCAUACACUGACACCACACUGUCCCGCCCCCCCCGAGGGUGUCCGUACACUGACAACACACUGUCCCCACCCCCUGAGGGGGUCAUACACUGACACCACACUGUCCCGCCCCCCCCGAGGGUGUCCGUACACUGACAACACACUGUCCCCACCCCCUGAGGGUGUCCGUACACUGACAACACACUGUCCCCACCCCCCUGAGGGGGUCAGUACACUGACAACACACUGUCCCCACCCCCCGGUGUCUCUCUGGGGCCGGUUCCUGGUGAUAAUGGCGGCGGUGCCGGUGGACGCGGUGACUCAGAGACUGUCGCUCCAGGGGAAAGUGGCACUCGUCACCGGUGCCAGUUCAGGAAUUGGGGCUGGCACUGCCAUCCUUUUUGCCAGACUGGGAGUCAAAUUGGCUCUGAAUGGAAGGAAUGUGGAGAACCUGACCAAAGUGGGCAAGGCAUGUGAAGAGGGAGGAGGGUGCCUGCCCCUGCUGCUUCCCGGUGACCUGACCGAUGAGGUGACUGUGAAGAAGGUGGUUGAAGAAACGUUGAAUCACUAUGGACGGUUGGAUGUACUUGUAAACAGCGCAGGAAUACUGCACAUGGGGACUAUUGAAACCACAAACAUGGAACACUUUGACCAAGUUAUGAAUGUUAAUGUCAGGUCUGUCUACAGUCUCACCCGCCUGGCUGUGCCCCAUCUCAUCCAGAGCCAGGGCUCCAUUGUCAAUGUGUCCAGUGUCAAUGGCCAGCGAUCGUUCCCUGGAGUCGUGGCCUACUGCAUGUCAAAAUCAGCCCUGGACCAGUUCACACGGUGUUUGGCCCUUGAUCUGGCUCCCAAAAAAGUUCGAGUGAAUGCUGUGUGCCCUGGAGUGAUUGUGACGGACAUCCAUAAGCGAGCUGGCCUGAGUGAGGGCGAUUACGCUGAGUUCCUGAAUAAAUGCAAGGUGACCCAUGCCUUGGGGCGUCCUGGACAAGUGGAUGAAGUGGCUCAAGCCAUUGCCUUCCUGGCCUCCGACGCAGCUUCCUUCAUCACUGGAGUCACGCUGCCAGUGGAUGGUGGGCGCCAUGCCAUGUGCCCACGGUGAUUGGAUAAACUCCUGUAUGUGCCAGGCAAGGGUCCCAAAGAGCGAUGUUUAUAGCGUGGUCACCAGCCACUGUGCUUGGAAACACCAUCCCUGAUGAGGAAAUGGCUGUGUGACAUUUCUGAACAGGUUUCCGGGGAAACUACAAGGUAACGGAUCAAAGUGCAUUGAAGUUGGAUGCAUUUCCACUCCACUCAGUUGCUUCAAUUUUAAUAAAAUCUCUGUUCCUUUUGUCCCUGAAA